GGACCACAACAGAAAUUGAGUUUGACACCCUUGCAUUGCACCAUCCCCAUGAAUAUGUGAUUGUAUCAUGCACUGAAAAAGCUUCAUUUCUCUCACAAAAUAAGCCAGAAUGAGGGGAAGAAUUGCUCUCACAAAAUAAGCCAGAAUGAGGGGAAGUCCAUGCUAUGCAUGUUCAAAUUCCCCCUUUCAAGUAUUUUGCCUUUCUAUUAUAUGACAAGGUUUAGGAAAAAGUUUAAAUGUGAAUUACAUUUAAUUAAAUAUCACUGUUAUGGUUAUUCAUGAUACAUUAUUAAAUUCAAUUUUGUUCUAACUAAAAAUUAAGAAUACAUGAAACUUUUUGAAAGAUUUGUGAGAGGCAAUACACAGAACUUUUGAUUGUAAUUGUGGAACGCAAUACUUCAGUCUUUCAGAGGACCUGGCUUCUUUGAAAAUAUUCAAAUAUUGUUCAUUGAUGAUUCUGCAUCAAAGAGAUGAAAAAGCAUUGAUUAUGGUUUCCUAAUCAUUAUGUCAAUUUUUUCAUAAUGGAAGACUGACAAAAUUAGACAGGUUGGACUUAGAAGGAGCCUUGAUAUGUAGAUAAAUGGGCUGGAAAGUAUGGAGCCAGAAUAAGAAGUUAAGGCCAUUCUUUUAAAAUUGCUUCUUAACCACAAUUUCCCCUCUAUCCUUUCUUUCAUUAAUUGUAGCUAAAUCUCUUUUUUUCUUGCACUAUCCAGCUCCAAAUCCCGAUUAAAUUUUUCAAGCCAGUGAAAUAUUCAUUACUUUUGGCUAGAAAAAAAAAUUUCUUUUACUCCAAAGGUGUUAAGGUUCCUACUCAAAUUUCCUGAGGUAUAUUCUCUACUUAACAUCAAAACAAAACUAUUCAUCUCUCGCUUUCUCUCUUUUGGCUUUGUAGUAUUUGAGCUUUAUAUUUAUUUUUCAGUAUUUGCCUUCCUUCAUUUUGUAAUUCCACUUUUUCUCUAGUCACAUAUGAGACUUUAUACUCCCAAUCUUCAUUUCUCCAUCAUGGCGGCUUGUUUUGAGGUAAAAAAACAAAUUUGAGCUUUCUCUUCAUUUUGGUCCCCUCAUUUCAAGGCUGAGUUUGCCAUCAACUACAAGACACAGGUUGGGUUUCAGAGAGGGACUUUUGUUCCUCGUCUUUUGACUGCCCUGCCAUUUCUGACAGGAUUUUGCUCAUUUUUGAUGCUUUCUGGCAAGAGAUCCUUCAGACAAGCUGCUCUUCAGGAAAGGGAUUUUUAAGUCUUCACAAUAUCAGAGAUGGUUCUUUGAGAUUAAAAAUGGAAAAUCUAGAAACUGAUGCUUGCCAGAGAGGCCACUUCCUUUCUAGAUAGACAAAUUUUCGAGAGAAUCUUUACUUUGAAUCUAAUGCCCAUCAUCCCAGACCCGCAUGGAACAUGACGUCCUGCGCCCUUGCAAGAUCUUCGCGCAAUGCGCAUAGGAUCCUCCAGGGGGCUCCCUGGAAGAGCGGGGCAGUUUCCUCCCGCCCAUGUGUUACAAGAGAACUGAGCAUGCGCUGGUCUCUUUCCCAAGCCAAGGGAGAUGCAUUCUUUGCGAGGCAUUUUCCAGCAAAGGCUUGAAAGGUUGUCCGCUCUUUUUACGGUGUCCGAGUCUCCUCCCCCCCCCUUCGCUGUGAGCCUUUGGGUGAGUCUUUCUAGCAAAGGAAGGGGCUGCAAGGAGGUUUUCAUGGUUCGAGAUCCAGACGUGAUUCAAGGUGCAGUGAUGGGGCAGUGAUGGGGCUUUUCUCCCGCGCUGGAGGCUCGCAUUGGAGACAUGCAAACCUUCAUCAGGUUUAGAAUCGUGGGAUGGGGGGUGGGAAAGGUGAUGAUCCCAUGUUCCCCUGCCGCCCCUGUGCAGACACGAGUCAGGCACGGGAGAAAGUAAAGUUUCGCGCCCUUCGCUUUGCCCCCAGGGGAAAAAAAAACCCAGGAUCGCAGGACGCUCCAUUUCGAUGGGAAAACCUCUGCCUGGGAGAGGGAGGAGGAGAGGUCGUCUUUGCAGAACGGAUUUGUGUCUCCAAGUCAGCCUUGACUCCGGGACAGUUUUCUGCAAACUUCUUGGCCCCGUUUUCAGAAGGGAUUUCGCUCGCCUCCCCCUUCCUAGACCGAGAGAAGCGAGCGGUCGGAGUCCCUUCUGCUGGCUUCGCAAGCAAGGCUUCAUCUGCGCGUGCAAGGAGUUGGGUGCGAGGUGUGCAAAGACUGGAACUCGGUGUCCCGCUUUCCCGCCUUUCCCCAUUGUCACCUGUUUGCUUCUCCCAAAGAAAGAAGAUGUUGCAGGAGGGAGCUGCUCCUUGGAUUGAGAGAGAUGCAUCAUUCACACACUAUGAUUAAGCCUGUGUUUUUUGUCAAGUUGUCCUUUGUAAAGCCUGGUUUUUGAACUCCCUAGUUGCUUUAUUUAGUUAUUAAAUAGAUUUAGAGAGACCUUCAUGUCAAUUGCUCUGUGACCUGGGGCAUUUAGGGUUUGGAUUGUGUUGCUCUUAACUAUGCAGCCGUAGAAAUGAUAUUAAACUCUCUAUUAAAUUAUAUGAAAUAAAGUUAUAGUUAGCCAUAGGGAGCUAUUUGGCUCAUUGAUGAAAGCUUUAGACUUGAAACCAGGAGAUUAAGUUCUAGUCCAACUUUUGGCAUGAAAGCCUUGAGCUCAUCCCAACUCAUCCCAAUCUACUUCACAGGGCUGUUGGGAAAAUAGAAAGAACAAUGACAACAAAAAUAAUAAUACAUAACAGAAGACAUCAAGAUAAAAAUUUAAUGUUAAUUAAAACUAGAAAUCAAAAACACAUUUAUAUUUAUUUUUCCAGCAUUUUGAUAGACAUUGGCAUCCUGAAGGGUUCCCUGCAAUUUUUCCCAUAUCUAGAGAGAUCAAGCUAAUUAAUAAGAUCCCCCCUGACAUUGGUAGGUUCAUUGAAAUUUCUUUUUUUAUUAUUAUUCCUUCCCUCUCUUGAUAAGGAUGCUACGUAGUUCAAUUAAUCACAAUAGUGAACACCCCAAAUUAUUCUAUUUUCAAUUUCAGGUAAGCUGGAAAUAUUUUCCAGUUUUUCUCGAAAUCUUAGGUAUCUUGUCUGGGAAGAGAGCUGAAUGGCCUUGGAAAAUUUGGCCAGAUCUCUUGUGAACAUAAAGACCUGUGGAGAUCUUUUCCAUUUUGGAGCUGUAUUAGAGACCAGAGAAAAGAUGGAGGGACAACACUCAGCAGAAGCAGAAAUUAGAAAAGGCCCUCCAGCUGCUCAGCCUUGGGGCUGUGGGAAGAAUGGGGCAAGUCCUGGGCAGAACAGCCACGAAGAGACAUCCAAUAGUUCAGAGGUCCAGUGCUGUCACUUCAGAAAAGUGCGAUUUCAAGAGGGGAGCCGUCCCCGAGAUAUUUGCACUCAGCUUCACUACCUUUGUCGUCAGUGGCUUCAACCAGAAAAACACACAAAGGCUCAGAUGCUGGACCUGGUGCUCCUGGAACAAUUGCUGGUUGUCCUUCCCCCAGAGAUGGCAAAAUGGGUGCGGGAGUGUGGAGCAGAGACUAGUUCCCAGGCGGUUUCCCUAGCUGAAGGCUUCUUGCUGACCCAGGAGGAGGAAAACAUGCAAGAAGAGUUGCAGGUGGGAGAAUGGAAUCAUGGCAGCUCUAAAGAGGAUCUCUCUGAAUUUGUGAAUUCCUCUCUGGCAGAAUUUUCUGGGAUUAUUAACGCCUAAAGACAUUUGUUCUAUUUUCCCAUGUAUUCGGGGCAGUUCUUCCAUUCUGUUUCAGCAAUGGACAUUGGGGGCUGCUAGUUUGAGGGUACACUGUGAUAAUUCAUUUCUAUCUCUGUACUCUUUGUUUCUCGUAUCACGUCAUAUCUAGAAAUCCAUGGAAACUUUGAUUGAAUAUCCCAAGGGGGGUAAAGAUUCAUUCAGAUCUCCUCAAGAGCUGCUCUUCAGGGGGAACUUCCAAAAAGAUCAUAGUCAAGACGCUACGCAAGAGAGUAGAAAACUGUCCUUGGAGUUUUUAGAAUCACCUCUUUAUACUGGAGCUGCUGAAGGAUUAGCUGAACCGCUUCUUCAGGAUGUUGUGUCUUUUGAGGAAGUGGCCGUGUAUUUCUCCAAAGAGGAGUGGUCUCAACUGGAUGCUGACCAAAAAGCUCUCCAUAGAGAAGUCAUGCUGGAGAAUUCCAGGAAUCUGCUUUUUCUGGAAGAAAUGUCCCAUCAUCCCAUUUCUCAUAAAAAGACAUAUUCAGAAGAGAAACGAUUUACCUGCAUGGAGUGUGGAAGUACCUACUCUUAUAAGUACUCCCUUAUAAUUCAUCAAAGGUCUCACUCAGGAGAACGACCUUAUCAAUGCAUGGAGUGUGGAAAAAAGUUUAGUUGUAGCAGUCGUCUUAAUGGCCACAAGAGGAUCCACACAGGAGAAAGACCUUAUAAAUGCAUGGAAUGUGAAAAGACCUUUACUUGGAGCAGUCAUCUUCUUCGCCACAAGAGGAACCACACGGGAGAGAAGCCAUAUCAAUGCAUGGAGUGUGGAAAGAGCUUUGCUAAUAGCAGUCAUUUUAAUUCCCACAAGAGGAGCCACACAGGAGAAAGACCUUAUAAAUGCAUGGAGUGUGGAAAGAGCUUUACUCGUAGCAAUCAUCUUUAUCGCCAUGAGAGGAGCCACACAAAAGAGAAGCCAUAUUGAAAGGAUAGAGGUGGGAGGAAAAAUUAGAUUGCGUAGUCAAAUAGAGGGAAUAAAAGACCCAAAGGACAAAUAUGGAAGGAAAACUAAAAAGAAAAUAAUAUUAAAGGUUCCAAAGCGAGUAAGAGAUGAAGGAUAAAGGAAAAUAGAGUUAAAUAAUAUUUUUAUGAAUAUAUUUCAAUAAAGUUUAUUAAUACCAGAA
Messenger RNA from Thamnophis elegans (Western terrestrial garter snake), 4822 nucleotides. Its product is annotated as putative zinc finger protein 56. The coding region runs from base 3820 to 4623 and encodes 267 amino acids. The transcript is spliced from 4 exons. Gene Ontology annotation, biological process: regulation of transcription by RNA polymerase II. The record is from RefSeq and is a predicted model, not a curated record. Lineage: Eukaryota; Metazoa; Chordata; Lepidosauria; Squamata; Natricidae. Gene Ontology annotation, molecular function: DNA-binding transcription factor activity; RNA polymerase II cis-regulatory region sequence-specific DNA binding.